Messenger RNA from Triticum aestivum (bread wheat), 1515 nucleotides. RefSeq lists its product as uncharacterized. The transcript is spliced from 4 exons. The record is from RefSeq and is a predicted model, not a curated record. Bases 246 to 872 code for a protein of 208 amino acids. NCBI's taxonomy places the organism in Eukaryota, Viridiplantae, Streptophyta, Magnoliopsida, Poales, Poaceae.
CGACCCAAACGAACAAACUCACACAAGAUUUAUGUCUCCCGUUGGAGUUGGCCUAAUUGCUUCUCAUCCCCUGUUUCACCUACGUGACCUACCUUGCUCCUCUCGCCGUGCGCCCGAUCUCCUCGUCCCGGGCGUUCAGUCGUCACAUAGCGAGAGAUCCCCAAAUCUUGUGAACCCUAAUUUUCCGCCCACACCAUCCAAUCUAGGGUUCGCCCAGUCGCUGCGCCUCGUCCCCCGAUUUGGAUAUGGUGCCCCCCUCUCCGGGCGUCCGGAACUUUCGCUACGGGAUGCCCCAUCUGGACCGCGUUUCACGAUCUGCUUAUGCAUCCAUGGUCGUCAUGGCAAGGAACAUUGCAGUAAAAGGCGAGAAUACAUGGGGCAAGUCGAAUUGGCUCUGCUGCCCCCCUUGUUGCAGUAACUAUUUCUGCACCUCCACCUACGCCAAUGGCGACCAAUCUGCCAUUGCCGAAGCCAUGGAUAGAGCAGAGAUGAAGGGGCGGACCUCUUCUCGUGUAUAUACAGCCCACAUCCUUAACAACACCACCCACCGGGACGGUUCUAUAUACAAGAAACACUCUGGUUUUCUAGGUUUAUGGCCACUUACCCGACGUGAUGAGACACAACUCGAGCCAAUGAUGUCCUCGCAGCCCAUGAAUUGCUCCCCGAAUCGGGAAAAAUGUGAUAUACAUUAUGCAACUCAUAUGAUGCAGAUUUUCUCAUUAAAAUUGGCUAAAACUAGUACCAACGUCGGGUUGGUACAGCUAUAUGGAUAUAUAGCAGUGCGGGAUUAUCAUGAUUCGUUGCUUAAUUAUGUUGUCAAUAGUAGCAGAGAUGAUCCCAUCAUUGUUGAACAGGUUCUGUUAUUGGGAUGACUGGCCCUAAGCGAUACAUCGCAACGCUAGCCCCUGUUCUAGUUGAGUUUGACAUGAGGAUCAAGAAAGGAGAGCAAGAAGAGGAUGAUCUACAACUAAUUGAUGGUGCAAUAGAGUACGGCAAUCUAUGCACAUCUGAAUACCCAUUCACAGAUCGUAUUAAUGGCGAUUGCGGCACGGUUGACAUUACUUUAGCCCUCGUUCGUUGGGCAUUUGAGGCCACAAUAGAUGUUACCGUAUCAAAAGUGCAGAGUAGAUUCGAUUUAUCUCUCAGUUCGUUUGUUUUUAUUAUCGAUGGGUUACAUGAGAUUAAGCUCUUUCAUGGCAGUAUUGGUGAGUCGUGUGGCUUAAGAAGACAUGUGAUUGCUGUAAAGGAGGAUACUUGGAUGCAUUUGAAGUUCAAGGUAGGUCAGAGAAGUUGUAAAAAUGAUGGUGAUCUUGAUCGCCAUUGUUCCUUCAAAGCAAAAAAACAUGGGUACGAUUGUCAACAAAUCAUGCUUGAGCUUGCCUCUAUCUCAGUGAAGGUGACCUGGUCGAAUGUGCGAACGGCUCAGAAUUAUAAGUCAACAACCGGGCAGUAAUUACAUCAAGGACUUAACCAGGAAAGAAAUGAACAAGUGCGGAUGUAAAGCACUCUUUUUCA